AUGUUCAGCACUCUCAAUAAGACCGAUCACGCGAAGAGAAAACGCGUACUUGCCGAUCGCUACGCCAAUACGAACGUCAUGCGCUCUGCAUCCGUGGAAGGCAUCAAAGAACGAUCCAACAGAUUCAUUGACCGUUGCUCGCAGUCUGUCGGAGGCACCUUGGACUUAUUCGUAUGCCUUCACUCAUAUGCAUUCGACUGCAUAACCCAUCAUCUCUUUCAUCCUUACGGAUCCGAUUCCCUUCGGAGCACUGAAGAUGAAGAGAUCAUGAGGCAGGUCACCUUCGAUGAUAGCCUUCAAAAUCGUCUGAUUAAAUACUACAACCCUACCCUACAUGGCCUAAUUGGAAACGUGUUAUCGCUCUUUGCCAAACCGCGAGAGACGCCAUUGGCGGAUGAUCUAGUUCUGAAUGCCAGUUCUAAAACGGAACCUGCUCCCUUCACUCUACUAAGCCGGAUGCAGGAGAAAACAUACAACAUGGAACAGAUGGAUAUGGCCGCGGAAUGCCUAGAUCAUAUGGCCGCAGGUAUUGAUACCACCGGAGACGCGCUUUGUUUUCUUAUGUGGGAAAUCUCGCAACCAUCAUCGCUCCAUGUUCAGAAGCGGCUUCAAGAGGAAAUUCGAUCAAAUGAAGGUGUGAGCCCGGACAAGCUGCCAUAUCUUGACGCCGUGGUGCUUGAAGGACUGCGAUGCUUUCCUGCGAUUCCUAUGUCACUCCCUCGAUAUGUUCCAAGCGGAGGGCGUACUAUUGACGGCUAUUUCGUCCCUGAGGCAACAAUUGUCAGCACCCAGCCCUACUCGAUUCAUCGUAUCGACGAGAAGGUGUUCCCGGAGCCCGACCGAUUCAAUCCGGACAGAUGGCUUGAAGAGACUGGAGAUGCAGACAGGAAACGAAUGUUCUUCGCGUUUGCCAGUGGCGGCCGCGGGUGUGUCGGCAAGCAUCUGGCACUUGCCGAGAUGAAGACGUUGUUGGUAGAUGUCUACUCUCAGUUUUCGACAGUACCCGACGAGUCGAUGAGCGCAGAUAUGAUGGCCAUGUCAGACCAGAUUAUUUCGUCGCAACCACUCGGCCAAAAAUGUUUGAUGCGGUUCGUUCCACUGACCGAAGGAGGUGGAAAUUCAUGA
Molecule: messenger RNA, 1125 nt
Organism: Neoarthrinium moseri
Lineage: Eukaryota; Fungi; Ascomycota; Sordariomycetes; Amphisphaeriales; Apiosporaceae
Exons: 6
Coding region: 1-1125 (374 amino acids)
Molecular function (GO): heme binding; monooxygenase activity; oxidoreductase activity, acting on paired donors, with incorporation or reduction of molecular oxygen
Source: RefSeq, a predicted model, not a curated record